GGGGAUAGCUCAGUUGGGAGAGCGUCAGACUGAAGAUCUGAAGGUCGCGUGUUCGAUCCACGCUCACCGCAUAAUAUAUUUUUUUCUUCUAAUUACGUAAAAACGCCAAAACUUUAAACCAUCCGGUAUUUGGGCUGAGAGAGUUGGGCUUCGACUCCCUCAACCCACAACCUUCUUCCCCAGCCCAACACGCACACGGUUCAGCCCAAAUCAUCCAAUCCAAACGACUAUGCCUCACCACGCUAACCAACCGGCGUCUAGGAUAACUUGCGAAGUAAUUAAUCAACGCACACACACGUCCUUCUCCUCUUCUAAUUCUGUUUCCUAGCAGUCCACAUACUUCCCUCUCUCUGUUUUUUAUCUUCCCACCUUCGCCGCAUCCCACUAAUUGCGGUAUCUUUCAACAACAACAACAACAACAGCCAGACGACUCCUGCGCCUGCUGACGAACGGUCUCUCGUCAUCGAAUCGAUUCAAGAGCUCUCCGUAAUGUUGCGGCUGGAGGUUUCAUGGGAUAGAAGGAAGCAGAGCGGCCAGGUUGAUUUCAACGCUGGCUUUACCGCUCCGCCUGCACACCUCGCAAUCCUCUGCCUCGCCUCCGCCGUGUCCGGCCUCGCCGCCGCCCUCCUCGCCGGGAGAAGGCUGCUGUGGGCGGUGGAGCUCACGAUUUUAUCCGAUGUUGGGAACAUGCUCGCCCUCUCCGCUUUGCUCCCCAUCCUAACCAAAAAGGUGAAGGAGAGCAAGUUAUCGCUGACGUCCACGGCGGAGAGCUACAAAGUGAGCUUGGUGGCGCCGGACGUGGCGUGGCAGUCCGUUGCGCUGUUGUCGGCGAUGACAUUGGGAGCGGCGUGGAACGCCGCGAUCGUGUACGGAGCGAGCUCGUCGUUGGCUCUGCUGCACUCGGUCGCGUCGUUGAGAUCGUUCGUUGCCAUGGUUCGGUUGGGGCUUCCUCAAUCGGUUGCCGAUUCCAAGGCUUCCAAUCUCGUCUCCUGCCUUGUGGGUCUUCACUUGACUCAGAUGAUCGGUGAGAACUUUUUGGGAACAGCCGUGGUUGAACAUGAUGAAGAGGAUGCUUGUGGUGAGACAGAGAGUUCAAUCACUGAACAAAGCAGCGCGAAAUAUUUGACUGAAGAUAAAAUGAUGAGAUCAAGAAUCGGGGAUGAGGAAGAAACUGACAGGGGUGAAGUGGGAGAUCAUGGUGAAAAGAAUGGGACUGCAACCGGUGGAUCAACGACUGAAGAUGGAGAUGCACAGUUAGAUGGGUGGGAUUGGGAACACAUAAUGGAAGGGUUAUGAAGUGGGGUUAAUGGCUGAAAGCCUGAAACACUAUACUACAAAAAAAAUCGACAGACAUAACGUUUUUAGUUGUAUUUUCUUUUAAUAAUAUUGUUUUAGCAGUUGGCUAGAGCUACAUUGUUCUAUAUAUAAGCUAGGAUUUUUAGCCAAGAAGACAUAAUAGUCCGACAGUUUUCGUACUUUUUACAGCUUUGCUAUUUGCAUUCCAAAAUCACAAUCCAACCGAGUUUGGGUUUCUCUCAAAGCAUCUGCCACCUACUAUGAGCUAUAUCAUAGUUAGAUUUUACUGACGUUUCUCCAAUAAAUAACAAUUUUAGUU
Linum trigynum is the source of this 1615-nucleotide messenger RNA. Lineage: Eukaryota; Viridiplantae; Streptophyta; Magnoliopsida; Malpighiales; Linaceae. The record is from the annotation of a GenBank genome assembly.